AUGGCAGGCCCCACAAAAAGUGAAAGGGUGACUCGCAAGCGCAGAUAUCCGACCGCAGAGUCCACAGAUAAGGCAACUCGUUACGUGAAACAAGUAAAGACUGGUGCAAAAGCUAAGAGCCCAAUUGACCAAAGCACACAACCAGAUAAAGCGAAAGCCUUUGAUCCAAAAGGAAGUACACCGGAAGAGUGGAAGGAUGAAGAAAGGCACUGGAUCAAGUGUCACUAUCAGCUCCUUCUUUCCGCACUUGACAAAGCCCCAUGCAGCGCACCCGAGGUCACCAUAUCCUGCGCUUACUUCAACGCCUACUUUCAAGGCUAUGUAUCCGAGCCUACAAAAGACGAAAUCUCCCAGUUGCUCUAUGCUAAGCGAACAUUUGCCGAGUUCAGGGAAGAGAUAUACCGAAACCACCGUCGCCUGUUUGAGCAGGUUACCGAGAAGUCUCUAGAAAAUACUGCGGCUGGUGUCAAAAAAGCUUUCCAUCCAAUUGUAACGCCCUCGAUCUUAGAGACGUAUAUCAAGAUUCAAGGGGAGUUCACGGACGCAGACGCAGACCAGUCCAAUCUUCCUCAUGACAAAGGCACUUCUGAGCUGGUCGAAUUUAUUAAGAAUGUCGUAACUCAGCAAAUCGCAUCCUCUGAGCCAACUUGGAUCGCAGACGGCCGCGCGAACAUCCUCCGUCGCAGACCUCUAAACAUGUCAGAUCGUGCGGAUCACAAGACGGGAGACUACAAAAAUACACGCAAGAACAGAGAUCGAAAUGAGGAUCGAGAAGAAUGGUACAACGACUACUCAGCUCGAAAUACAUCAGAUGACUACAUCGAGAUCUCUUACCGUCCGUUAGAAAAGAGCUUGCAAGUUCGAAUGGAGUAUCGGAACAUAUACGCUGAUGUUGGAAAUGCGCUGUUGAAUAUGGCAAUCUUGCGGCCGGACGGGUACGAUGGCGACCUCAAGGCGCUUGUUCAGGAUAAGACGGACGUGGAAUUACCGCUGAUGAAUGCAGAUCAGCGAAAAGAAUUUGACGAGCAUGUAGAAGCAGUGAAGGCUGGGGAUGCAUUGAGGAGGCGGUUGUUCGAGGAAGAUGAGGAUGCUGCUGAAUCAAUCAGGAAGAUGAAGUGGCGGUAA
This is a messenger RNA of Ascochyta rabiei, 1125 nucleotides long. RefSeq lists its product as uncharacterized. The record is from RefSeq and is a predicted model, not a curated record. NCBI's taxonomy places the organism in Eukaryota, Fungi, Ascomycota, Dothideomycetes, Pleosporales, Didymellaceae. The coding region runs from base 1 to 1125 and encodes 374 amino acids. The transcript has a single exon.